This is a messenger RNA of Australozyma saopauloensis, 897 nucleotides long. RefSeq names its product DNA-directed RNA polymerase I subunit. The record is from RefSeq and is a predicted model, not a curated record. NCBI's taxonomy places the organism in Eukaryota, Fungi, Ascomycota, Pichiomycetes, Serinales, Metschnikowiaceae. The transcript has a single exon. Gene Ontology annotation, biological process: DNA-templated transcription initiation; DNA-templated transcription. Gene Ontology annotation, cellular component: RNA polymerase I complex. Bases 1 to 897 code for a protein of 298 amino acids.
AUGGCUGCAGUGGCUCAAAGAAACGGCAUGGAGAACGAGAUCUCGGAAAACCUGUACAAGGUCAGAGUCCCUCCAAAAAGCACCAACCCUGUCAACGAGGAGGGUCUUUCAGAAUGUUUUCGGGUUGCCAGAACAUCGAUGUAUGUUUCCAUAGCACCUUGUCAUAUCGCCAAUCCAAUCAAUGGUAUCAAAGAACAACACUUGGAUCCAUUGGUGAUGAAGUAUUUCGCUAAAGCUAGAGGUGUGGUCUUGGGAUACUCCAACAUUGUGAUCAAUUCCGGUGAGUCUGAGACAAACGAGGAAAACCAAAUAGUAGCUCCUGUCUCUGAUCUGUCUCCAUUUGCAUUCAUGUGGAUUACUGUUGAUUUACUUCUCUGGACACCACAAAUCGGCGAUACCCUUAAGGGGUUUAUCUACAUGCUGACAGCCACUCAUCUUGGUUUGUUGGUCCAUGACACAUUCAACGCACAUAUCCGGUUCAGAUAUAUUCCACAGGACUGGGAGUUUGUUCCUAAUCAGGCAGACGAGUUCACUGACUCAAACACUGAGCCACUGGAAUCAGGCAGAAGUAAUUUCAGAUCAUACGGCCACUGGGUCGACCACAAUGGCCUCAAAGUGGAGGGCAAGAUCCCUUUCACUAUCAGAAGCAUUCACACAUCGGGUAAAAUGAUUUCGCUUGAGGGUACAUUGGUUUCACCUGAAAGGGAGCUUGAUGCCCAACCAGUUCACGAGAACAACGAAAAGAGCGAAUCAGCUCCAUACAGCGCCGCUGUCGCAAGUGGCUCUCACAUAAAGUUCGACUCUGAACCUGUUGCUGAGACUCCAGAGCCUGCUAAGUCCCAGGAGGAUGGCAUGCCUGGAUAUGUCAACACUUCAGACUCAUCAGACUCGGAGUAA